AUGGUGAAGCCGCUCAACAAGGAAUGGCAGUUCUUCGGGCAUAAGUACCGCGUCGCCGGCGCCAAGGGCGCGAAAGUGGACUGCAAGGCCUGCAACAAGCAGGUUUCUGCUGCCGUUAACCGCCUGCAAUCGCACAUGCGCAUAUGCCCGGCACGCUCCUCGAUGUCGACGGCUCUCCUAAAUUCGAACGGCAAAAGUGAUAGCUCUAGUAAUACAGGGCAAGUCGAGGCGAUACCCACCACGUCAGAAGUCAUUGAACAGGCUAUAGAGGCUAGUGCCUUAGCAGUCGAGCAGAUGGCGCGAACCAACACCAAUGCAGACGAAAGCAACGCCCCUUUAGCGAAAAAACAGCGCCAGUCGGCUACGAAGACGCGUGAUCGCCCACGUUGGGGUGCAUCCACUGCGAACGCUGACGAUGUGUGGCCCAAUUCGAAUCUGCAACUACCGUGUCGCUCAACGAGAAACGUCUGGAGAUCGAAGAGAAACGACUGCAGCUCGAGAUCACGCGAGACCACCGUGAAGAACGUCGAGAGCGACUGAACUUGAAGAUUUUGGAGACGCAGGCAAGAAGAGAAAAGCUGCUUGCGGAGAAGGAAGGCUACGACGCAAAGGUGCAGCUGGGACUUUCGAGACAGCAAUUACGAGACCAUGGGGUGAGCGAGGAGGAGAUCGACCGACUCCUACCCAUUUCCAGCUCCCAGCCACGCAAUGCUUAUACCACUGAAUCCUCCGACGAGAAUGAUGAUGUGGCUGACUAAUGGGAAUAAAGAUCAUGUCGGACAACGGGGUUCCAAUUAAUGAAGUAGGUUAUACCCGUAAAACGUUCUAACUUAAAUUACAGACGCCUAUGCACUAUGGGCGAAGUCACC
Messenger RNA from Phytophthora infestans T30-4, 869 nucleotides. RefSeq lists its product as uncharacterized. The record is from RefSeq and is a predicted model, not a curated record. Gene Ontology annotation, molecular function: DNA binding. The transcript has 2 exons. NCBI's taxonomy places the organism in Eukaryota, Oomycota, Peronosporomycetes, Peronosporales, Peronosporaceae. Bases 1 to 540 code for a protein of 179 amino acids.